AGGAAGCUUUGACUUUGCAGGCAGUUGAGCCUGUUUCCUCUGGCAAAAGGUUUGAUCUGAGCUGCCAUGCUGAUCCCUGGAGAGCUACUAGCGGCUUUUUGCAGGGUCAGGGAGGAGGAAGCUUCUUGUUCUGUGCUUAUCUUGUGCCGUCUACAGUGCAACUCUGGGAAGGCUCAGGUCUUGCCUACAGCCAGUAUUGCUGGAUCUUUUUUUUAAAGGAUCUGACUACCCCUCAUUUCUCCCCUGCUAUCAGAACUUGUAUCUUCUCUGGAAGUACAAAGUGAUUCCUGUAUGAAUAAACGCUCUCCUGUAAUUCCGUAAUGCAUGUGAGUGAGCCAGCCAUUCUGGAAGAGGCAUUUAAGAGUUAAACCCAAGCAGCUGCUGCUUUAUUUGAAGUGGCUUGUAAUUUUCUUCCUUUGAUGCAAAGUGGGGAAUGUAAUCAAGAUGGCUGAAUAGAGAAUUUUAAGUAUAUUUUGGUGAGACAGCAGGGAAGGGAAAUAGAGGGCAGUUUCUUGCUGGGUGAGGAAAUUAAAUAUAAAAACCUAGAGCUGAACUGCCACUAAACUGGAAUCUUAUCAUAUUUGAGUGCUGUUUAAAAUAGUACUUAACGUGAUUCUCGGGAAAAAAUAGCAGCCACUUAUGCGAGGAAUUGUAGCAACUGUUUAGUGAUGUAAUGCAGCAGAACAGAACUUAGUUCUCCUAUGACAACGGUGUUACCGGUCCUUUCCUCAUUAGGUGUGUUCUCAGAUGCGCAGAAGUUGGUAAAGUAUCGGAUCCCUUUCCAUCCCACUUUCCCCCUGCUAACCCAGCUUUGAACGUCGUUUUCAGUAUGAGCAGCGUGCAAGGGCGAGAUCCUUUCUUGGAUGUUUUUAAGCUUCUAAGGAGGAAGAAGGCUUCCUUGUAUCUCGAGGAAUGAUUUCCUGGAAUGCCUUCUGGCUUAGCAUGUGUGACCCAAGUGUACGGUGAGCUCCCCCUCCGAGCCUCUGCCAUGAUUUAAUGCUGUUUGACAGGUCACCUGCCAUCGCUGCUCCCUUGAAGAGCAGUGAAAGCAUCCUGUGGCUUGUGUCUUGCAACGUAGAUCGCCAAAAUCUUUGUGCCCAGUAUAGGGAAUAUGAGGGAAAAUGCCUUUUGGGGCACAGAGGACAGUGCAUCUGCAUGCAUCCUUGCACGGGUUGGUGCACUGCUAGGGUCCUGUGGGGUCCGGGCAAUUAGAUGACCCUCUUUUUCUUCCUCUUGGUAAGGAGGAAUGGAGCUGGCCUGACGCAAAAGACCCAAGUGAAGGUGCUGGGCCAUGAGCCGGUGGUUGGUGCCAUCUAGCUGCUCUUCCUGGCAUAGGCACUUGGCAGGAGCAGGCUGCAGACGGUGGAACUAAUGAGGCUUAAUUAAACAAAGCCUUCAGAAGUAAAUGCUGUGACAUGCUGGCAACAAGUUUCUUGAACCUGUCACAAAGCAAGCGUGCUGUUUACUUUAGGAGUAGCUGCUUGGUGCUGUAUCUUCAAGAGAAUAAUUGCGCUCUUGUUUGAAAGUUGUUCCUGGGCAGUUCUUGCUCUUAUGCAAAGCCUGGGUCACGGGGUCAAGUUCAUUAAAUCUCACUGUAGCUGAGCUGACUCUAUAGCUUGGCUGCUGCUUUCUUCAGAAGUGGAGUAUGUGACAGGCAAAGGCAGAGGUCAUCAUGAUACGCUACAGCUACUAUCAAUGUAAUGAGUGAAUUGAUGCUGAACUGCCUGGUUGGUGUUUCAGUUUGAUGCAGAAAGCUUUUGCUGCUCUUUCCCACCUUGGCCAGUUUACCAGCAAGGCUCUUCUCAAAAGCAUGUCCUCAUUUUAGCAGUCGUUAGAGAGCUAGCUCUCAAGGAAACUUGCCUCCUGAAGGAUUUUUCUGACAUUUCUUGAGCAGAGAAGCUCUUUUGCUUACUGAGUAGCUUCAGUUACAAAGUGAUGGAUAGGAUCUUCCUGUUUCUAAGGCUAAGCUGUGCCUUAGUAGGCCAGACCUGGUUCCUAAUACCACGGUGUUCCUCCCCGCAAUGCAAUAGGGGAGAGUCUUGCAGAACCCUUUGCUUGUCAGUCUGGGGUGAGAGCUUUAUGGGGUAGGGAGAGGAGUGAUUCUAGGGGGGAUAUCCCUGCUCAUUUCUCCAGAGCUGCAGUACCACGACACUGGUGACUGCUGCCUGCCAGUCCCAGCAGCUUACGGGCUGUGCCUCUGCUUUUGGCACAACAGGCAAGGCAGCGGGCUGGGGCUGUUUGGCUCUGUUCAGUCCUCACGAGAGAGCACAGGAGCCAGGAGGAAGAGCUGUAAUUGUGCUUUUGGAGGAACGGGUGGUAGGGGUAGUGAGGAGAGCUCUUGGGGGUGACCACUGCUUGCUGACGGAGCUGGUACUGUGCUGGUUUUCUGGUUGAUGUUUUCAGCUAUCAGUUGAUCACUGAGGUGAUAGCUACUGUGGAACUACUUAGGAAGUAAAUUUAAAGAAAGAAUGAUGAACUUGAAAGAGAAGCUACCUUAUAUCACUUUAAUGAAAAUACCCACGUUUAUUCAGGAUAAAAAAUUUAUCGAAGUGAUGUUCAGCAUCCUCUUUAGUCCUACACGUAACCUCUACUGAAACAUACACUUAAACUGUGCUUUGUCUGAUGCUUUCAGAAAAAAAGAAAUAUUCACAUUUGUACAAUGGGGUUUUUUUGGGUUUGCUUUAUUUUCCCUGUGGACUUGAAGGAAUUUUGUAGUGGAAAGUAAAUGCCAGUUUUGUACCACUUGCAGGUGGGCAGUGCGGGACAGGGGAGUAACUGGUUAGGGUCAUAUAUCUGAGCUGUGACUCAGUGCCUGGGCAGUGAACUUAGGCAUCUUUUAUUCAGAGAUCAAGCACGCUAAAUUUCCAUCCUGAUUUGCAUUGAAGACCCUCAAAUCCCACUUGAAUGCUUGUUAUUUUACCCCUUCAGCCCUAUCACCUAAUUCCCAAGCAACUUACCCCAUCAGCUGCAGACUCCCAAUGUCAUAUUCUUAGCUCGCAGAGGACCGACCUGGUAAAUAGGGGACCCGGUGUGCGGGCAGAGACAGAUCUCACCUGAGUGAAAUCCAGAGGCAAUGAGCAACAGAGGGAAGAGCAGAGAGCAGAGCAGCCUGUUUUAUGAGCAGAGAAGGUCUGUCCGCAAGAGCAGAGAGAGCUCAGAUUCCCUCUUGCGUCUGGCAGCAAGUCCCAGCCUGGCCAGUGCAGAAGGGAUUGACUGGGAUUCUGUAGCAGGCAUCAGAUCAACAACGGAUGAAGAGCUUCUGAGAGAGGAGAGGGAGGAAGGCUUGCAGCAAAGCCCUCCCAGCUCGCUCAAGUGCCGGAGGUGAGUGUCGGCUUUUUGUCAGUGGCAGGCUGCAAAGAAAGAAAAGUAGGGUGGGAGGCAAGAGGGGAAAAAAAACAAACACCCCACUGUCAGCAGGAGAUUUGGAAAGGAGCGAGAGCUUCAAGCACUUUUCCUUGUGCCGGGUCGUCUGGCUGGGUGUGAGAGCUGGAAGGAUUGCAGUUGGUGCUUCCGAGAUGUCAGUGGAGCAGUAAAAAGGGGUUUUGGAAGCUGAUGGGGAUUUGAACAGCUGUGAAACCUCUCAAGGGACUGGAAGAAAGGGGAACCCAUGGAUGGUUUUUACUCCUCUGCAGAAGGAGCUGGGCAGGAUGUGAUCAACGACACCAGCAGUAGUAAAAGCUGGGCAGAGGAAGGCAACUCCGAGUUGUCCUUCCGCGUGGUGACAGCUGCCUUGCUCUUCCUUCUCAUCCUCUCCACGCUCCUGGGCAACACCCUGGUGUGUGUGGCUGUGGUCAAGUUCAGACACUUGCGCUCUAAGGUCACCAAUUUCUUCGUUAUCUCCUUGGCAGUCUCCGACCUCUUUGUGGCUGUACUGGUGAUGCCCUGGAAGGCCGCCACCGAGGUGGCGGGGUUCUGGCCCUUUGGGGCUUUCUGUGAUGUUUGGGUGGCUUUUGAUAUCAUGUGCUCCACAGCCUCUAUCCUCAAUUUGUGCAUCAUCAGCGUGGACCGUUACUGGGCCAUUUCCAACCCCUUCCGCUAUGAGAGGAAGAUGACGCAGCGCGUGGCUUUCACCAUGAUCGGAGUGGCUUGGCUACUGUCCCUCUUGAUUUCCUUCAUCCCUGUGCAGCUGAAGUGGCACAAGGAUCGUGAGCUCUUUAGCCAACAGGAGCCAGGUUUUAAUGUCACUGGCGAGGAGGAGAACUGUGAUUCCAGCCUCAACAGGGCUUACGCCAUCUCAUCUUCUCUCAUUAGCUUCUACAUCCCCGUUGCCAUCAUGAUCGUGACGUACACCCGCAUCUUCCGCAUUGCCCAGCGGCAGAUCCGCAGGAUCUCCUCCCUGGAGAGGGCAGUGGAACAUGCCCAAAACUGCCACAGCAGUGACUGCCCUCACGAGGCCUCCAUGAAGAACUCCUUCAAGAAGGAGACCAAAGUCCUCAAGACCCUCUCCAUCAUCAUGGGCGUCUUUGUCUUCUGCUGGCUGCCCUUCUUUGUGCUCAACUGCAUGGUGCCCUUUUGUGAUCUUGACAUACGGGAGCCAGAGGAGUUUCCUUGUGUCAGCAAGACUGUCUUCAACAUCUUUGUCUGGUUUGGGUGGGCCAACUCUUCGCUCAAUCCUAUCAUCUAUGCCUUCAAUGCAGACUUUCGGAGAGCUUUUGCAAGCAUCUUGGGCUGUGGCUGCCUUUGCCCCAGCAAUGCAGUGGAGACAGUGAACUUCAGCAAUGAGCUGGUCUCUUACCACCAUGACACCACGUAUCAGAAGGAAGUGGUGACCCUCAGCUACCCCCAGCUUCUCCCCCAUGCUGCUCUACAGACGGAAAACAAUGAGGUGUCCUUUGACAAGGUUUCUCAGGUCUCCGAGCCCUCUCCCAACACCUGCCCUGCGGAUGUCUUGCCUGCGGUGAUGCAAGUGGAGCGUGAAAUGGCUGUCUCUCUGGAGAAGAUUACACCUUUCACCACCAACGCAUUUGAUUGAGACAGGGUUGGGAACAGGGUGGUGGGAUGAUCUUGAGGAGGGACAGGAGUGAGGACACUACUGCAGUUGCCUAUUUUCUGAGGAGUUUGAGGAUAACAUGGAUAUUGUACUCUGGGCAGGAGUUUGCAUUACUAAGUGUGGAAUAGCCAGAGUAACUUUCCAGGUGGCUCAAGGGAUCCAGAUACACGUUUUUGUAACUCACCGUUCCAGAUCCAGCCUGGGUGGGCAGCAGAGAUCUGUGGUGCUGCUCUCUCUAGCUGACCCAUAGAAAAAUGCUUUCUGCAAAAGAUGAAAAUGCAAGGGCUCAAAUUUCUCUUUCCUUGUGACUUCAGCUGAGAAAGCAAAGACUUGUGUGGUCUGCUGAGCCUUCCCUCCGUAGUCCAUGAAGUAAAAAUGCAGCUGUGUUGUGGGGAGAGGGGCUGGUUUUGCGGCUGCCCAUGUCCAAAAGGCCAUCAGCCCGAGGCUGCUAAAUGGGCACAAGCCAAAUGCAACUGCUAACUUGGUGAUAACUGCCACAAAAUAAUGCUGCCCUGUGCUUGGUGGGAUGAUGCUGUGCUGCAAGCAGCCUUUAGCUGGGGAAACUCACAUUUCUGGUGGGCUCUGCAGGAGGGAGGAGAUGGCCUUGCCAGGAUAACUCUCUCAGGCUCACCUCUGACUGUGUCUCUCUUGCUCAGGCAAAUUAUCCUACAAGUCUGGACAAGUAUGCAGCCGCCUUUCCCAGAGCCCUGAGGCUGGGCUUGGUAGCAGCUUGUCUGGAGCGUGUUGCAGGGAAGGAUUUGGCAUGCUGAAGUCCCCUCUGGCCCCUGGAGCAAGAGCCAGCCUCUCUGAGCUGGGACGUGCACGGCUGAGAGCAGUCUAGGAUGAACAUAAGUUGUCUUUUAGCCCCAGGAUGCUGGACCGUUUGCUCGGACCCUUUGGCAAUGAGGGUGUCUGAGCCCUUCAGGCUCCGAGGGUAGAGGAGAAAAUCAGAUGUUAAAGCAAGAACAUUGCUGUUUUGGUUUCUGCGCCUCCGCCACAUCUUCCAUCAGUCAGGUCCCCCUCCUUUUCCUAGACUGUUUCUUCCCCCUUUUACUUUGUUCUCCCUCUAAUUUUCUUCCUCCCCCAUUUCAUUAAGGAUCCUUCCACAGCCUCCCUUGCUGUCUCAUUUCAAUAAUAAUGGCUUCUUGAGAAGCACUCCUUGCUCACCUGUACUCUUUAAUGAGCCUCUCCUGCGGGUAUGGGAGCUGGGGGUAGGAACAGCCCCCAGCAUUUCACUGCUGUGACACGAGUGACUUUAGAAACGUGUUUUGAUCGGCGCCUGGUUAAACACUGCCGCAGCGAGCGGCACAUCCAUGUCGUCUUGAAUCUGAGACAUCUUUAGCUCUCUGGCACAGAGAAAAAGCAGAAAAGUCUCUCCCUCUCCCCAGCAAAUGUUAACAAAGAGAAAAAUCAGAAAGUGAUAAUUACAGAGUAACGGUAAUUAUUAAAUAGAGCCCAAUUAUAGUCAAGUUACAGCAUAAUCAGCGUGGGAGGGGAGCAGAGCUCACCGUAUCUCCAAGGUCGACACUUGGAUUUUUCUGGGGAAGCACUGAUAAGACUUAACUUGGUUUAUAACCAUCUCCCUGCGUGGCAGCAGUGGCUAACUGUCAAAACGGAGACAGUCGUGAGGCUUUUCAGCUCUGGGAGGAUGGGAGAGCCUAACUUAGAGAAGGAGUAGCUGUUCUGAGGUGGGGACGAUCAUCUGGCAUGUUCCUAGGAGGCCCAGCGCGACUGGUUUCAUCUGAAUGUUGCUGCAAUAUAUAUAAUGAUUUCCCACACUAAAAGCAAGGUGUUGUAGCGCGUGUACUAUGGUCGUGCUUUACCUCGGGACUCCUGGCUUGGUGGCAAGAGGGAGUCAGAAUGCCCAGCUUUUUUCAAAGCAGUUCUGGCCUGGCCUCCCUGUUUUUGAAGAGUUUACUGAUACUCAUCUUGCGGCAAGGUUCCGGGGCUUAAUCCACGACUGUUUGUAAAGAGAUCGGAGGAAAGCAAGUAGCUCAAUGCGUUGCUGUUAUUGCUGAUGAGUUGCAGGGUGAAUCUGCAAAAGACAGACAAUGGAGAAGGGUGAUAUGGUCCUUUUUUUAAUCCAGUAUUUAACUUGUGUUGGGGAACACCGCAGAGUCCCCAGCUCCAAAGCGCUGGGGCUCUCCUCCACCAGCAGCACGGUGCACCAGCUCCCUCCGGCCGGACCUCCUACUGUGACUUGGGGCCCAGCCAGUCCCACGGAUGGCCCAUACCUUCCUGACAUCCGCGUCAGAAGAGACGAGGUGGUGACAAUGAGCUAAACCAAAAGCUUCCAGGUUAUGGAGCAGGCCUCUGCACAUCGCAGACAUUUCUGUGGUCAGUCUGGGAAGUGGACAACAGCUCCAAAACACUGUAACUCGGGCUUGCUUUGGCAAAAUUACACCUUGUUUACCUGGCUCCAGAAAGGGUUUCUUUUUUUUUCCUGCUAUGGGUUUCCUGCCCAGGUCUCCUCUGCAAUUCCACCGGGUAGCAUCCUCCUCUGACCAUCCUGAAGUCGUGCAGGAUUCUGCUGCAUCCCUGCCCGUAUUUCAGAGUUCCUGCUGCGAUGAUGAACAGCAAGCACCCUGGAGGCAUUUAGUGCUGUUACCACAAGACAGAGCAGAUUACCCAAAACUGCUGCUGGAGAGUCUGCCAGGGAGAGACAGGCCUGUGGUUCAUCUCUGCUCACAGAAAAAGCGUUCCAGGGAACUGGAGCUAAGGAAAACAAGCGAGUAGAUGAUGUCCUGGCUCUUG
This is a messenger RNA of Grus americana (Whooping crane), 7744 nucleotides long. RefSeq names its product D(1) dopamine receptor-like. Gene Ontology annotation, molecular function: G protein-coupled receptor activity; dopamine neurotransmitter receptor activity. The record is from RefSeq and is a predicted model, not a curated record. Gene Ontology annotation, cellular component: plasma membrane. Gene Ontology annotation, biological process: adenylate cyclase-activating adrenergic receptor signaling pathway; vasodilation. The transcript has 3 exons. NCBI's taxonomy places the organism in Eukaryota, Metazoa, Chordata, Aves, Gruiformes, Gruidae. The coding region runs from base 3608 to 4972 and encodes 454 amino acids.